This is a messenger RNA of Cylicostephanus goldi, 789 nucleotides long. Lineage: Eukaryota; Metazoa; Nematoda; Chromadorea; Rhabditida; Strongylidae. The record is from the annotation of a GenBank genome assembly.
AUGAUUGUAAAUACGACUACGGAUACGAAUCUGCCGAAGCAGAAGAUACAGAGGAGGAAACUGGCCAGGUCGAAAAGCAUAAUACAGCAAAUUUUUCACUCGAAAGAUGGGACUGACGAUCCGAAGCUGAAAAAUGUCCGACAAACGGAAAUACUCGUAGAUCUCAAGGAUUCAGUGUUGCAAAUAUGCCGCUAUUUCAUCAGCUGUGACGAGAAGAUGGAAUUGAAUAUCUCUACAAAGGCGGACUACAGUCCGGAAUCGCAUGCGCACGACAUCGACAAUUUCCUUGCCGGUCGUCGUGAAGGCCAUAAAAGAGCUAGAGCAUUACUAGAUUUUGCACGGCAGGACGAGGACGAACUCGGAUUCAGAAAAAAUGACAUCAUAACGAUAAUAUGCGAAAAAGAUGAGCACUGUUGGGUCGGUGAGGUCAACGGACUUCGAGGAUGGUUUCCAGCAAAAUUUGUGGAGGUAGUCGACGAGCGAGGCAAAAAUUACACUGUCUAUGGAGAUGAGGCUGUUUCGCCAGAAAUCACUGAAUACAUCCGAGGCAAUACAUAUUUUUGUACCGCGAAAAUUAUACCACUCGAAGCUUCUUUCUGUCGUCUAGCUAAUAGCUUCCGACAAGUAAUGGACCAUGGAAUUAUGGAGAGUGUUUUAUAUCCAUCCACCGCUUACCAUCCUUGGUCUUUCAUCGAAGACAUCGCUUAUUACUCAGUGGAAAAGCACUUUAACUCUGUAUACUCUCGCUUGACGCUAUGCAACACUUUCAAACUGGACCAGGAUGGCAAA